AUGUAUGAUCUAAUUUUUCAAUUCAAUAUUGAUGAUACCCUUAUAAGAAAGAGUUUAGAUAUACUUCAGACUUUUAUCCAAGAUAGAAAUCAUGAUUAUUUGAAAUUUGAUACACCUCGAGAAUUUAAAGAACUGCGUUUACAGAGAGAAGUUGAUUUUAUAACUGAACUGGAACCUAGAAAACACGUUAGACUUUUCCGGGAGGAAAUAGCUCUCCGCUUGCAUUAUUUCCAUGACUAUGUUGGCAAUACGGAUGACUUGAGAGGAGUUAGAACAUAUCAUAUAGUGGAUUUCGAACCACCUUUCGACCCCAUGGAUUUUAUCAAAACUUAUAUAAUGGAUUUGGCAAGAGAAUAUUUUGAGGGAGCUAAUGACAUCAAUCGUCUUGUUAGAAAAGUGGGUAAUAUUUUUAUUUAUUCUCAACUAUUUGUUCUUCCUUUCCCACAUCAAGUUCAUCAAAUAGAUUCCAACAAACAACAAGAAUCUGAACUAUCACAGAGGGGAAAUAUUCAAAAUUACAUUACGGUUAAUCCAUCGAUUUUUGAUUCAAAUCGUAUCCCUGCCUAUGCAAUAGCCAAUGGAUUUAUUGAAUCCUAUCGUUAUUUAAAACCUAUCGUAGUGGACGAAAAUAACGAAUACACAGAAUCUGUAAGGCUACAUCGCAUAAUGAGAAUCUUUCCACCUACUCCAACGCUUGAUUUGAUUCGUUUUGAUAAAGCGCUUAGUUACAAUGUGGUAAAUGGUAUCCUAUAUCCAGUCAUCGAUUUAGUAAAUUCUAGUUUCCGGGCCGAAAUGUUUGCUCAGGAUGACAAGAUCUUGAAUCCUGAUUACUGUAUUCGGGCUAGAGUUCGAGACUCGGUUUUUAGCAUUCCUGUUGAUAUGAAGUUUAUCGGUUUAUUUGAAGCUUUCAAUAAAAGAAAUUCGGAUUUUUCACAAAUUACAAAUCAAUAUAUUUAUCAAAUGUUGCAGUAUCGUUCAUCGAUCGGGUUUCUUUUCGAUAAAGAAUCUAUUAUGAUUAUAAAAUUGUUUAAUAGAGAAAUCCCUGAAUUAGAAGUUGAUGAAUUGACUCAAAUGAGAUUAGCCAAUUUAAAAUGCAAUAUUCAAUGUCUUAGAUAUACAGAAUGUAGUCCUGCUUUAGUGGUUUACAGACACAUUUUAAGUUAUCUUCAAAAUGUUACUGAAGAGGAUCGAGAUCGACUUCAUUCCAUAUUCAAGAUCAUGCGAAUGACUCCAGAAGAGAAAGGUAAGGUUCUCUUUGCUAUCAAUAAAUUUAAGAAUUCCACUGAAUAUAUUGAUAAUCUCCAAGCUUUAAAUGUAUCAUAUGAUGGAUAUUAG
Molecule: messenger RNA, 1335 nt
Organism: Scheffersomyces coipomensis
Lineage: Eukaryota; Fungi; Ascomycota; Pichiomycetes; Serinales; Debaryomycetaceae
Exons: 1
Coding region: 1-1335 (444 amino acids)
Source: RefSeq, a predicted model, not a curated record